UUACUGACAUGUGUUUGUUCAUCCAUUACACAUUCAAAACUGAUACAAAAACACCUGGAAACAAAAACUAGCACUGAUCCAAAACACUGUCUGGUGAACAAGAAAACAUAAAACAUGGCAGGUUUUCCAGCUGCUGAUGUAGAAAAGGAGUUGAAUCCAGGCUUCGACAAGAAUUUCCAGGUCGAUCCCGUCUCUUCUAACGUCGCAACAUCAAAGGGAAUCAAGGAGAGAGAUGAAGCAGAAAAGAAAGAAGAUGAAAAGACGGAUGCCCUGCAGAGUUUUAAAACUGCGAUUAUCGUUUCAGGAAUGGUUGUAGCAGUGGUUGGCGCAAUUUUUGCCGUAACCAAAAAACUCAGAGAGAAAUGAGGCUUCUUCAUGUACUAAGGGACGAAUGCUUACUUUUGCUCCCUAAUCAAGUUUUAUAGUACAUUUCGAUACGAUCAUUCAUUGUAAUCAUUUGGAGCGACGUACGGUUUCAAAUCUGAUCUGUAAGUUUUGAGGGGUUUGAUAUGUAUGUUUAAGAACGAAAAAUUCUAUUUUUAUUAAAUUAAAGUAU
Molecule: messenger RNA, 556 nt
Organism: Sesamum indicum (sesame)
Lineage: Eukaryota; Viridiplantae; Streptophyta; Magnoliopsida; Lamiales; Pedaliaceae
Source: RefSeq, a predicted model, not a curated record